This is a messenger RNA of Oncorhynchus nerka (sockeye salmon), 3440 nucleotides long. Its product is annotated as transmembrane protein 121-like. Bases 1304 to 2302 code for a protein of 332 amino acids. The transcript is spliced from 4 exons. The record is from RefSeq and is a predicted model, not a curated record. NCBI's taxonomy places the organism in Eukaryota, Metazoa, Chordata, Actinopteri, Salmoniformes, Salmonidae.
CUGUCUGUAGGUGUCUCUGGCUCAGAGAUGUCUCUGCUUCAGCCUCUCGCCCAGGAUUGAUUGAUCUGUGGAAAUCCUAUUAGUAACCUGGCUGUUGACCAAGAGAGGGGGAGCACCACGCUCUAACUGUAACAGCUAACACAGUGGAAGGAGUAACACUCUCUAACAGUAACAGCCAACACAGGGGAGGAAGUAACACUAACAGUAACAGCCAACACAGGGGAGGGAGCACCUUUCUCCAAUAGCCAGAAUACUACAGGGUCUAACAGUAACAGCCAGGAGAGGAGUGAUUGCAAAAAUCACUGAAGCUGGAGACUCAUAUCUGCCUCUCUAACUUUAAGCAUCAGCUGUCAGUGCAGUUUACCAAUCACUGUACCUGUACACAGCCCAUCUGUAAAUAGCCCACCCAACUACCUCAUCCCCAUAUUAUUAUUUAUUUUUGCACCCCAGUAUCUCUACUUGCACAUCAUCAUCUACAAAUCUAUCACUCCAGUGUUAAUGCUAAAUUGUAAUUAUUCCACCACCAUGGCCUAUUUAUUGCCUUACCCCUCUAAUCUUACUACAUUUGCACACACUGCACAUAGAUGUUUCUAUUGUGUUAUUGACUGUAGGUUUGUUUAUGUGUAUCUCUGUGUUGUUGUUUUUGUUGCACUCCUUUUCUUUAUCUUGGCCAGGUCGCAGUUGUAAAUGAGAACUUGUUCUCAACUGGCCUUCCUGGUAAAAAUAAAGGUUCAAUAUUUUCUUUAAAAAGCCAUGGAGAGGAGCACUACUGUCUAAACUAUCCCCACACUGGGAGACUAAGGAUCUUUGGUGACUCCUUCCCCCACAACCUUACCAAGUGCAGAACUAUGCAGCAUUACUGUCAAACAGCCCAGCCAGCAGGCAUUGAGAGAGAAACUACUGUCUACUGAAGACCCUCCAUAACCCUCCUCCACAAACCUCCCUCCUUCCCUUCUCCUCCCUACCUCCCUCCCUCCUCCACAAAUCUCCUCCUUCCACCUCCCUCCUCCUCUUCCACAAAUCUACUAAUCCCUCCCUCCUCCACAAAUAUCCUCCUUCCACCUCCCUCCUCCACAAAUAUCCUCCUUCCACCUCCCUCCUCCACAAAUCUCCUAAACCCUCCCUCCUCCACAAAUCUUCUCCUAACCCCUCCUCCCUCCCCCCGUGAAAACCCCAGCCAUGGAGUGGAACUUGUUUUAUUUAUUUAACUAGGCAUUACCGUCUACUGUAACAGUCUAACCUGCCUUUAUUUAGCAGAGGACCACCCUACACUCUCCCUAACAGACCUCCUCCUGCCCCAGUCAUGAUGGUGCCCCCCCCUCCCACCAACCAGCCCCAUAUCUGCCUGUCCACCCUGCUGAUCAUGAGCAGUAUGGCCCUGAUCGAUGCCUAUCUGGUGGAACAGAACCACGGGCCCAGGAAGAUAGGUAUCUGUAUCAUGGUGAUGGUAGGGGACCUCUGCUUCCUCAUCGUGUUGCGGUACGUGGCGGUUUGGGUCGGGGCCGAGGUACGGACCGCCAAGCGAGGCUGUGCCAUGAUACUCUGGUUCCUCUAUAUCUUUGUCCUGGAGAUCAAGGUGUACUUUGUGUACCAGAACUACAAGGCUGACAGGAAGUCUCUGGAUGCUCUGGCCCGUAAGGCCCUGACCCUACUCCUCUCAGUCUGUGUCCCGGUGCUGUUUGUUGGUCUCGUGGCAAUAGACCAUAUGGAGUACGUACAGCCGUUCAAGAAGAAAGAGGAGCUGCGUAACAGGUUGUUCUGGGUGGUGGUGGACCUGCUAGAUAUCCUGGAUAUUCAGGCUAAUCUCUGGGAACCCCUGAAGAAAGGUCUCCCUCUGUGGGCUGAAGGACUGAUGUUCUUCUAUUGUUACAUCCUGUUGCUAGUCCUUCCCUGUGUCUCUCUUAGUGAGAUCUCCAUGCAGGGCAUCAAUAUAGUCCCACACAAGAUGAUGCUAUAUCCUAUCCUCAGCCUGGUCACCAUUAAUAUUUUAACCUUAUUGAUCAGAGGCUGUAACAUGCUGCUGUAUAGGGAUGCCCGGGUCAGUGGGAUCCUGAUAGGGAAGAAUGUGUUAGCUAUCAUACUAAAGACCUGUAGCUUCGUCCAGUACAGGAAGCAGUUACCGAACACUCCUCCUGCUUUCGGGUUGGAACGACAGAGGAACUCUGUACCACAUCACCAUGGUAACCAGGGUCUUGGACACCCUGUUUCUAUAGUGAUGACCGCUCACCCGCAGGUGGUCCUCCCUGACCAGACAGCCCUGCCCCUCCCUCUGCCACAACUACAUGUCAACAUACAUGACUGAGAGCAGGAUCAUACCAUGUAUGUAUGACCCUCAGGAUAUUAUACACGGGACACACAGGAACAUCUGACUCUGACCAAAAUCUACAUGGAUGUAGCAAUAUCAUGUAUGACCAUCAGGACUCUACAGGGCAAUGGUCAACAUCAUGUGAAAAACCUUGUAUGGAUAUUAUCACUGAUCAGAGGGACACUUUACACUUCUAAUAAAACAUAAAGCAGUAUAUGGAUAUUGUCACUGAUCAGAGGGACACUUUACACUUCUAAUAAAACAUAAAGCAGUAUAUGGAUAUUGUCACUGAUCAGAGGGACACAGGAUCCUUAUGGAGUAUAGCGCAGAGACAUGGAGAAUGUUUAUGAAGACCCUUGAUACAAAGAAGAUUAUAAUACCAAUCUGAAUGUAUAUUAACAUUGGAACACAGUGGAAACUCUCCUUAAGGAUAAUAUGGUGACAUGGACAACACCUUCUAGUGUAAAUAACAGUAUCCCUAGACUCUUAAUAUUUGCCCUGUGGAUUCAGAGAACAGUAUCUCCAGACUCUGCAAAUUAAAGACUUUCCUCUGUGGAUUCAAAUAACAGUAUCUCUAGACUCUGUUAAAGACAACACAUUCUGGUGUAAAGAACAGGAUCUCUAGACUCUGUUAAAGACAACACAUUCUGGUGUAAAGAACAGGAUCUCUAAACUCUGUUAAAGACAACACAUUCUGGUGUAAAGAACUGGAUCUCUAGACUCUGUUAAAGACAACACAUUCUGGUGUAAAGAACAGGAUCUCUAGACUCUGUAAAAGACACAUUCUGGUGUAAAGAACAGGAUCUAUAGACUCUGUUAAAGACAACACAUUCUGGUGUAAAGAACAGGAUCUCUAGACUCUGAGACAACACAUUCUGGUGUAAAGAACAGGAUCUCUAAACUCUGUUAAAGACAACACAUUCUGGUGUAAAGAACAGGAUCUCUAGACUCUGUAAAAGACACAUUCUGGUGUAAAGAACAGGAUCUCUAGACUCUGUAAAAGACAACACAUUCUGGUGUAAAGAACAUGAUCUCUAGACUCUGUUAAAGACAACACAUUCUGGUGUAAAGAACAGUAUCUCUAGACUCUGUAAAAGACACAUUCUGGUGUAAAGAACAGGAUCUAUAGACUCUG